This is a messenger RNA of Pyricularia grisea, 3415 nucleotides long. RefSeq lists its product as uncharacterized. The record is from RefSeq and is a predicted model, not a curated record. Bases 386 to 2911 code for a protein of 841 amino acids. The transcript has 2 exons. Lineage: Eukaryota; Fungi; Ascomycota; Sordariomycetes; Magnaporthales; Pyriculariaceae. Gene Ontology annotation, cellular component: endoplasmic reticulum. Gene Ontology annotation, biological process: protein ubiquitination. Gene Ontology annotation, molecular function: zinc ion binding; ubiquitin-protein transferase activity.
GCCAUCGCGUCUUGCGUUUUUUUUUUUUUCUCAUCCUCCGGCGUCUGUCGUUUUAUGCAUUUAUACUGCUGCGAGGCUGAUUUAACUCGUUUUUGAAUUUGGUUGCAACCUCAGAGCAUAUUCUAGAUUUGUUUGCAACCUGGUUUCGUUUCGUUUCCUUGCGUCCGAGCCGACUGUUCGACAAAACCCCCCUGACCCGAAUGCGAUCGAUUGGUAGUGACUCGAAUUUAGAGGCCGAUAGAGCGGGUCCAAGCUCAAGGUCGUUGGGCAAUCCGUCGCCUUCUCUGCUUACACUUUUCUAAGUUUUGAAGGUUUACCAACAGAACAUUGAAUUGUCUGGUCACUAUAAACACACCGUAACACUAUUAGACCCUACAUCUUCACGAUGCGGCCGCCGAGGGUGGUCAUACUCGUCUUCUUCUUCUCAGCCGCCCUCUUCCUAUUCUGCCGUUCCAUCACGUCAUUCGCACAACGAAAGCGAGAACCCGAAGGGUCGAUAGCCUCGCCAAUACCAGGACAACCGCCAUCCAAUUCCAAACUCCGAUCGUUCUUUUCCCUUUCGACGCCAUUCUCACUUUUCCCUCCGAACGCCAUAAUCUCUCUGACCGACGACAACAGUACGUCAUUUCAGGCUCGACCGGCCGCUUUUGGGCCACAGCUUCCAAACAAGGGCCUGAGCGGUCAGCUUUGGAUUGGGAGCGGCUUUGCAGACGACAAUUUGCCCGAAGGCGAAGGUGAAGGCGAGCUCGGCUGUAGCGAUGUGCCAGGUUGGGAGGAUGGCGCUGCGGGGCUAGCUGCACUAGCUGGCCUAAAACCUAUAAAGAAGGGUGGCUUCACAAAGUCCGCCAAACUCGGGGCUGGAGGUAUCAAGUCGCCCAAGAACUCUAAGAGAGAUGUUGGCAACCUCGGUGGCCCCGUCGUAGAACGCAAGGCCAAGUCGAACAGUCGCGAUGAUGCAAAGAAGAGCAGGCCUUUUGACGACGGAACGGACGAUUAUCUUCACCAGGGAUUCCAGCGAUCCUCGCCGUUGCGUGGAGAUAAGUCUCAGUCGCAUUCAGACAUACAGUCCAUGCAGGAGACGGCAGAGAUCACGGGCAAGGUGGUACUACUUAGCCGAGGAGGCUGCGGUUUCCUUGAGAAGGUCAAGUGGGCGCAGCGCAGGGGUGCUGUUGGUGUCAUCGUGGGUGACAACACCAAAGGCGGCCCGUUGAUUCAGAUGUUCGCCAGAGGCGAUACGUCCAAUGUGACGAUUCCCGCCAUCUUCACGUCGCGCACGACGGCCCACAUUUUAUCUUCGCUGAUGCAGCCCGGCAGCUUCAUCGAGGACAUCAUCGAUGAGAACGGCAAGGCCGUUGUCAAAGUUCAGCAGACCGAAAAGGGUCGCAAAACACGUCACCAAGCCAACAAGGCCGAGGUAGUCAAGAAAGAGCUGCCUAAGAAGGACGUAACAAAGGAAACAACCACAACUGCUUCAACGUCUCCAGCCAAAUCGCGAGGCUGGUUGAGCAGCUUCUUCCGCUGGAGCGCUGAUGUGGAAACGGUGCAAAAGACUAAUUCCCAUGACUGGGUUCUGGUGGAUGAUUGGAGUGAUGAGAAGGACUCUCAAAUCAAGGCCAGCAUGGAGAAGGCGGCGAGCAAGGGCCAGGAUAGUCUGGGGGGAGACUUGGACAAUUCGAAUUCGGAUGCGCAGGGCCAGUCUGUUGGCAGCAAAUCGGGUGCCGGUAAAAACAAGGAUAAAUCAUCCAAGGAGGCAACGUUUACCUCCGGUGUUACUCCCAGCAGUGGACAGUAUGCCCCGGAGGCCGCAAAGGCUGGCAAAGUUAGAGGUAAAAUGUCCAACAAGGGGGAUCCGUUACGUGCAGCGUCGCAUGGAUCUUUCGUGGGUAGCAUGUUUGGUGGGAAGGCAGCAAACUCCAAGACCGAGCAAAAUAUGGCCCACGAAACCCCUGAUGGCACUGAUAUACCUGAACACCGUGAAGGACUCUGGGUUACUAUUACGCCCACAGCCAGCGGGAGCCCCUUCUUCGACACGCUGCUCGUUCUGGUGGUUAGCCCAUUGAUCACACUGAGUGUAGUAUACGCUCUGCUCAUUCUUCGUGCUAAGCUCAGGAGAAGACGUUGGCGAGCGCCCAAGUCUGUCGUGGAGCGUCUGCCCGUUCGGACAUAUCACACAGUUGCCUCGUCUUCGAACCCCUCGAGGCUGCCAUCUCCUACCAGCUCGUCCCCAACCACGCCGUUAUUACAGCAGCAACAGUUGCAGCCAUCGCCUCCAUCUUUACAAGCGGCUUCAUCUUCUCGGUCACGACCUCGAUCACGCACUACUAACGAUGUGCCUGAUACGAGCGAUGGAAUGUUGAGAGUCGACCCAGAUCUGCAAACACCACUGACCCCAUCUCGGACUGGCAGGCGGAAAUCCCCACCACAAUUGUCAAGCGAGUGGAAGAAGUACAUGAGCAGACAGGUUGAAUGUGUGGUGUGCUUGGAGGAGUAUGUCGACGGUGUCAGCAGGGUCAUGAGCCUCCCUUGCGGCCAUGAAUUCCAUGUGGAGUGCAUCACGCCGUGGUUAACCACCCGCCGAAGAACGUGUCCCAUCUGCAAGGGCGAUGUUGUCAGGUCCCUAGCCCGUGGUUCGCCAACCAGUCCCCGUUAUGACCCGUACGACGAAGAAAGCGAUGACGAAGGCGAGGUUCCAGAAUCCACGAGUGACGACAGCAGACCAGCGUCGCCUUCAAACGAACACGAUGUAGAGCGGGGGAUUCUAUCUUCGCCAAGUCGCAGUUCUGGACGUCUCUCAGGUCUUAGUGGUCGGGGCGGCUUGUUUGGCAUGCUAUCUAACACCUGGACCACACUUACUUCUGCAUCACGAACUGAUUCCGAGAGGAACAAUCGGGAAGACCGCCGUAUUCGAUGAUGGGUAAUUCAAGGAGGCAACUCCUUUUUUCCCCCUCUGUUCCUACAUUUUCGACGUAAUUAUCUUGUUUCUUUUUCACGCUCUCCUACUAUUGGACGCUUCCAACUAAAACACCGUUCGGUAUCAUCAAUUUUCGUUUUCUGUCAUUUUUGCAUUGGGGUGCAUUGAGCUUUGCGAUUAAUAUGGAAAGGUGGGCGCCAUUGGGGGGACAAAAAGGGACUUCUCUACACUCGCUACAUUUACUGAUUUGAUACGUUUGGUGUUAUUUGGGAGUCCGGCAAUCCGCAUGUCUUUUGUUUUUGUUUUUGUUUGUAUUUUGCUUUUGGGGCAGUGAUUAGGCUUGUUGAAGACCAGUCACCGAGAGAACGAGAGGUGGAGAUGAGAAGCAAAGAAGGUGUAAGAACUAUUAUACCCACUGUGUAAGCAGAUGGCCCAGGCCACGUCUUGGUAUAUAAGAAACUGCUUGGUAUGAAGAAUAAAUCAAUAUUUACAUACUUUGAACAA